This is a messenger RNA of Pyricularia pennisetigena, 315 nucleotides long. RefSeq lists its product as uncharacterized. Lineage: Eukaryota; Fungi; Ascomycota; Sordariomycetes; Magnaporthales; Pyriculariaceae. The transcript is spliced from 2 exons. The record is from RefSeq and is a predicted model, not a curated record. Bases 1 to 315 code for a protein of 104 amino acids.
AUGGAUAGGAUGAUGUUCGCUUUGAGCGUACACAUCAGCAUCAUCGCUAUGUCUACACGGACAGCCCGGCCGUCCAAGAAACACACAUACUCGUCGACCUCCUCCGACUCCGACAUCUCUACUUCUUCGUCCUCAACUCGCAUCAGCAUGGACGCUGUUCACCCUGUCGCAUACGUCGAGGUACUUCGCUGCAUGCGUUGUGCCAAAUCCACAGAGCUGACAUCAACCGACGAUGCUGCCACGAAUGGCAUGAUCCAAGUCGGCACCGGCAUAUACUACUGUGCAAGGUGUGCCAAGAUUGUCGGAUAUGCAUGA